UAUGGAUUUGUAAGGUUAUGGUUUAAUGCUUCUGAGUUUCCUUAUCUUCACAAGACUUCAGUUUCAUUCAAACAAAGAAAGAAGAGCGCCAAACAAAAUUAAAAGCUACUAAAAACAAUGGCUGCUGCUUCUACUUCUCCAAACUUCUCAACACCUUUGCAUAAUAACAUUAACCUCAAAACAUUCCCUAAAUGUUUGAAUACCAAACUUAGCUUCUCAUCAUUCUAUGUGCCAUACAACAAGUCCAUUAUUAUUCGAGCAAAAUCAUUUGGCGCGACGAAAUUCGACGAGGUUGUGGUUGAUGAAGAGAUGGACAAGAUUAGGAGGCUUCAGAACGGCUCGGACGUCAGAGGGGUGGCGUUGGAGGGCGAGAAAGGAAGGCCGGUCGACCUUACUCCCCCCGCCGUAGAGGCAAUAGUAGAGAGUUUUGGAGAGUGGGUUAUACGUGGUUUGGAGAGUGAAAAAGGACACCCUGUGGAGAAUGUGAGGGUCUCACUAGGCCGUGAUCCUCGAAUCUCCGGCACUAAGCUCAGCGCGGCGGUGUUUGCUGGCCUUGCUCGCGCCGGUUGCAUGGUCUAUGACAUGGGACUAGCCACAACACCGGCUUGUUUCAUGAGUACAUUGUUGCCACCAUUUAUGUAUGAUGCCUCAAUAAUGAUGACAGCAUCUCACUUACCUUACACAAGAAAUGGUCUCAAGUUCUUUACAAAGAGAGGGGGAUUGACUUCACAACAGGUAGAAGAGAUAUGUGAUAAAGCUGCUCAUAAAUAUGCAAAUAGGUUGGCCAAAGUAUCUACCUUGCUCAACGUUCUUCCAACUAAGGUUGACUUCAUGAGCACUUAUGCAAAGCAUCUAAGAGAAAUCAUCAAGGAGAGGGUCAACCAUCCUUUGCAUUAUGACACUCCACUCCAGGGAUUUCAGAUAAUUGUAAAUGCUGGAAAUGGAUCAGGAGGAUUCUUUACAUGGGAUGUGUUAGACAAACUUGGAGCAGAUACCUUUGGGUCUCUGCACCUCAACCCUGACGGCAUGUUCCCCAACCACAUCCCGAACCCAGAGGACAAAACCGCCAUGGCGCUGACACGAGCCGCCGUGCUGGACAACUCGGCCGACCUUGGAAUAGUGUUCGACACCGAUGUGGACAGAAGUGGCGUGGUUGACAAGAAAGGGAAUCCAAUAAAUGGUGACAAGUUAAUCGCUCUCAUGGCUGCAAUUGUUCUAAAGGAAAAUCCAGGUUCGACUAUAGUGACCGAUGCUCGAACAAGCAUGGGACUGACUAGAUUCAUAACUGAAAGAGGAGGACACCAUUGCCUCUACCGAGUUGGAUACCGGAAUGUUAUUGAUAAGGGAGCUCAGCUCAACGACGAAGGAAUCGAGACGCAUCUUAUGAUGGAAACAUCUGGCCAUGGUGCUCUUAAAGAGAAUCAUUUCCUCGACGAUGGCGCCUACAUGGUGGUGAAGAUUAUAAUCGAAAUGGUGCGAAUGAAGCUCGCCGGAUCAGCUGAUGAUGAAGGAAUUGGUAGUCUCAUAAAAGAUCUUGAAGAGCCUUGUGAAUCCGUAGAGCUAAGGAUAAAUAUAAUCUCUGAAGCUAGAGAUGCCAAAGCAAAAGGAUCAGAGGCUAUUGAAACAUUUAGAAAGUAUAUUGAGGAAGGGAAGCUUAAAGGGUGGGAUUUGGAUGCAUGUGGUGACUGUUGGGUGAGUGAAGGGUGUCUGCUUGAUUCAAAUGACACUCCUACACCCAUUGACGCUUACAUGUACAGGGCAAAAGUAUCUAAUGAUGAGCAUGGAGAACAUGGUUGGGUUCACAUGAGGCAGAGUAUUCACAAUCCAAACAUUGCUGUGAACAUGCAAUCAUCUGUUCAAGGAGGAUGUUGGUCCAUGGCAAGAGCUUUUAGAGACGAUUUCCUUAAAUCAAGUGGAGUUGAUGCAUUCCUUGACAUUACUCAAAUUGAUAAGUUUGCUGAAAAUGGCACCGUGGCCUAAUUUGGAAAUGGCAUUUCCAACGUGACACCAUUUUAUAGUGAAUUAUUGUACAUUUGUACCAUAAAAUUAAGAAAAAUUAAAUAUAAGUAUACCACUGCAGUUGAGUACAUAUAAAAUGUAACAAGAUAUGAGAAUAAUGUUAGACUCUAUAGAUCAAAUAAUAAGGAUUUAGAACACCAGUUUAUAUACAAUAAUGAAACCUGAAAGUACCAA
Molecule: messenger RNA, 2193 nt
Organism: Arachis stenosperma
Lineage: Eukaryota; Viridiplantae; Streptophyta; Magnoliopsida; Fabales; Fabaceae
Exons: 7
Coding region: 118-1980 (620 amino acids)
Biological process (GO): carbohydrate metabolic process
Cellular component (GO): chloroplast stroma
Molecular function (GO): phosphomannomutase activity
Source: RefSeq, a predicted model, not a curated record